Molecule: messenger RNA, 468 nt
Organism: Hirsutella rhossiliensis
Lineage: Eukaryota; Fungi; Ascomycota; Sordariomycetes; Hypocreales; Ophiocordycipitaceae
Product: ribosomal l28e protein family domain-containing protein
Exons: 5
Coding region: 1-468 (155 amino acids)
Biological process (GO): translation
Cellular component (GO): cytosolic large ribosomal subunit; ribosome
Molecular function (GO): structural constituent of ribosome
Source: RefSeq, a predicted model, not a curated record
AUGGCCCCUGCGCUCCCCAACGUCUCCCCAGACUUGGUCUGGGAGAUUGUCCGAAACAACAACUGCUUCCUCUCCAAGAGCAACCGCAAUGGCGGCGUGCAGUUCUCUCGGGAUCCCCUGAAUCUGACCAACAAGAGCAGCCGCAAGCAUGCCGGUUUCGUCAACGACAAGGCAAUUGGCGUCGUUGCUCACGACAAGGGCGGUGUCACCGUAAUCACCAAGAAGACCUCCAACGCCAACAAGCCCGCCAAGGCCUUCACCAGGACCACCUAUGGCGGCAACAAGUCCAACCGAAAGACCUACAAGGCCGUUGCCCACCAUGCCGCCUCCUCCGGCUACCGCGGUGAUCUGCGAUCAGCCGCCGUCGAGCGAGUGUCUGCCAUCCGCCGGACUCAGCUGAAGCCCAAGCCCGACCACGAGCCCAAGUUGCGAGGCAACAAGGCCAAGAAGGCCGCUGAGUUGUCCUGA